Molecule: messenger RNA, 1659 nt
Organism: Peniophora sp. CBMAI 1063
Lineage: Eukaryota; Fungi; Basidiomycota; Agaricomycetes; Russulales; Peniophoraceae
Source: the annotation of a GenBank genome assembly
AUGUUGGCACAACCUUUGGUGUCCGGCGCCGUUGUCGGCCUCAUGGCGCUCGGUGCCUCCGCCCUCCGGACCCCUCGCGAACCUCGUUCGCUGACUCCUCGUGUUACUCUCCCGUCUGGCUCGUCCGGGAAGGGUAUACAGACACGACCCGUCUCGUCCGCGGUGUCUUCCUCUGACGGCUCUGCGACUGGAUUGGCCAACGUGAACAACGGAUGGUAUCUUACGAACAUCACACUGGGCGGCUCCGAGUUCACCGUGCAGCUCGAUACUGGCUCGACUGACCUCGUCUUGUACCCGGAUCUGCCCAUCAAAACCUCUGCUGUGUGGAAUGACUAUGAGAUCAACGCUACGUACGGUACCGGGUGGACAGCCGGGCCUAUCGCAGUCGCGAAGCUCGAGUUUGGCGGCUAUACAGUCGAGUCUCAAGCCUAUCUCAAUGGCACAUCACUUAGCGACUGGGACAAGCAGUACGCUUUACCGCUCGGCAUCGUCGGUAUCAUGGGUGUCGCACUCGACUCAGGCCUAUCAUGGAUCCACGACGAGCUCGAGCAAAUCUACGACACGAAGACAGCGAACGAAGUGGGCCGCAGCGUCCUCGCUAACGUCUUUGAUCAACAUCCCACCCUGGACAACUUCACCGUCGUGUACCUCGGACGCAGCGACGACGGCGAAGGUUCUGGAUCGGGUUAUAUCUCCGUCGGCGAAUACUACCCUGAGGAGCUGGAGGACUACUUCGAUAGCAUCGAGGCUAUCAAGACGUUUACGCCGACGGAUUGGACUGUGCCGAUGGAUAGGUUGACGGUUAAUGGGAAGAGCGUUGCGCUUAAGUCCGGGGUGAAAGGCGCGCCUGCUGGGAAGGCUAUCGCGGAUCUCGAUACGGGGACGGGCGAUGCUGCGGUGCCCAAGUACGUCUUGGAUGCGAUGUAUGGGGGUAUCUCCGGCGCGUGGUACAGCGAUGCCUUCGAGGCUUGGAUUGUGCCGUGUCUCAACGAUGCGCCGAACAUCACGUUCAACUUUGGAGGCAUGGAGUACUACAUCCACCCUCUCGAUCUCACCGAUGUCCAAGAUCUUCGUCCGGACUACAACUAUACCGUCUGUACAUCAAGCUUCGGCGAGCUUGACUUCGAUCAGGACGAGUUGGACUUGCUAUUGGGUGACUCGUUCCUGCGCAACGUCUUCACGAGCUUCUACUAUGGCGACGUCGACACGAAAGGAAACGUGGUCAAGUCUCCGUCGGUCAAGCUGUUGUCAGCAUCUCAGGGCGACGAGGAGGACUACGCCGACUUCUUGACCCGUCGCCGUCAGAACCUCGCAUCUUUACCUCCGGAAGCCACCAAGGCGCAGAUACAGAAGGCCUACCCGCAGACGGACUCCAGCAGCAGCGACGCUGCUGUAUCUGAUGCUGCCGUUACUUCGUCGAGCACAGACUCGUCGUAUCAAGCGCUCCUCGACAAGCUCGAUGGAUUUGCACCCGUCAUCUUCGGCUUGCUCGGUGGUAUUCUUGUCGUCUUGCUGGGUCUUCUGGGUGUAGGCAUUGCUAUGUGCAUUCGACGGGGCCGGGUUGUAGGCGCUGGACGCUCGGUGGAGUAUGCGCCAGUACGCUUCAAGGAGGCCGAAGGAUCGUAUAAGGAUGACGAGAACGCCCGGUAUAAUCAGUAG